This is a messenger RNA of Podarcis raffonei (Aeolian wall lizard), 1139 nucleotides long. It is a transcript of the gene DUSP19, whose product is annotated as dual specificity phosphatase 19. The transcript has 4 exons. The record is from RefSeq and is a predicted model, not a curated record. Gene Ontology annotation, cellular component: cytoplasm. Gene Ontology annotation, biological process: regulation of MAP kinase activity; protein dephosphorylation. NCBI's taxonomy places the organism in Eukaryota, Metazoa, Chordata, Lepidosauria, Squamata, Lacertidae. Gene Ontology annotation, molecular function: JUN kinase phosphatase activity. Bases 256 to 888 code for a protein of 210 amino acids.
AAGGUCUUAGAAAAAGGAAGCUGAAUAGAGUACACAAGCUUUCUUUCUCUUUGCCUGCCAGCCUGCCUCUAGCAGACUGACUCUCCUAGGCAGGGUGCCACUGCGUUCAGGGCACGCACUGUGUGAAAGGCUGGAAAAGAUCUACGCACCACCACGGAAAGAAAGAGCCAUAGGCAAAGAGGCUUUCUUUCCCCACACACCCCCUGUUUUCUCCUCCUUUGCUAUUACUAGCUUGAAGGCUUCUUUGCCCAUGUAAUGCACUCGCUCACCCAGGAAAUCAAAUCUUUCUCCAGGACUAAUCUGAAGAAACAAUGCACCAGAGUGACUACUCUAAGUGGGAAGAGAAUCAUAGAGACCUGGAAGGAUGCUCGGAUGCACGUGGUGGAAGUAGCGGAUGGUAACGAUGGGGAUGGCUGUGGUUAUGUGCAAGACCUGAGUCUGGAUCUUCAAGUUGGUGUGGUGAAGCCCUGGCUGUUGCUUGGGUCACAAGAUGCUGCCCAUGACCUGGAGACAAUGCAAAAAUACAGGGUUACCCACGUUCUCAACGUAGCCUAUGGAGUUGCAAAUGCCUUCCCCAAUGACUACAUAUAUAAGACCAUUCCUAUUCUUGACCUGCCAGAGACUGACAUUGCCUCCUAUUUCCCUGAAUGUUUUGAAUUCAUUGAGCAAGUCAAAUUAAAGGAUGGUGUGGUACUCGUUCACUGUAAUGCAGGAGUCUCUCGCGCAGCAGCUAUCAUCAUAGGCUUCCUAAUGCACUCAGAAGGACUCAAUUUUUCCAGGGCCUUUACUUUGGUGAAAAAUGCAAGACCUGCUAUCUGUCCAAAUCCUGGCUUCAUGGAGCAACUCCACAAAUACCACCAGUGCAAUAAUAAAAGCAUGGAAACCUAAAACAAUAUAUAAUUAUGAAAGAGGAAAGAAUAGCCUUUGUGCUUGCACUGUACUGAGAGAAGCUGUUGGUUUUUCUUUUUUUACUGCGUUGUAAUGAGAUGCCCUGAAUUACACCUCUAAAACUGUUGUUAUAAAGUUAGCUUCACUCUAUUCAUGUAUAAUUUUAAGUUCACAACACUUCAAAAUAAAUAUUCUGUGGUUUUUUUUAAUUUUCAAAAAAAGGGGAUAGAGCAAUAAAGAAUCAAAAUGGA